CUUUCCCUUAAUACACAAACAAACUCUUUGUUAGUAAUGACAUUUGACUAUGUCACAGAGAGGAAACUUCGACCUCUUUAUGAUGCUAUUGACGAUGGUCAAUUUAAACUUGCUUUACAACAUGCUAAUAAGUUAUUGAAAAAAACACCUAAUUGGUCUCUUGUCAAGGCUUUGAAAGCCAUAGUCUUAGUUCGAACUGGAAAAGAAGAAGAAGCAAAGGAUCUAUGUUUACAAGUGAAGAAAUCCGUUCCCACAGAUGACGCUUCCCUUCGAGCCAUUGGUAUGGCUUAUUCAGAACUUGGAAUGAGUCAUUGUAUGGUAGAUCUAUAUAAAAAUGUAUUCAAUGCUCAACCUAAGAAUGAAGAAUUUGGAGUACAAUGGUUUAUGGCUAUGGUACGAAACAAUGACUAUAAGGGACAACAACAAGCUGCUGUUAAAUUGCAACGUGUAUUCAAAAAGGACAAGUACUUAUUCUGGGCCAUUAUGUCAUUAGCUCUUCAGGGACAACACGGGAAUAAAUUAUCAUAUAUACUUGCGGAACGAAUGAUGACAAAGGCUCAAGAAGAAAAACGACUUGUGGAAGUGGAACAUAUGCGACUUUUCCUUCUCAUCUUGAUGGAUCAAAAUAAGUAUCAAGAAGCAUUGGCGUUAUUCGAUACUCCUCUUGGUGAAACAGCAUUACGUGAUCCUGAAGUGUGUCAAAUCAAGGUUGAAUUAGAACUGAAGAAUGAAAAAUGGGAUCAAGUCUUGGUAUCAAGUGAAAAAGCUCUCAAGGAAAACUCGGAUGAUUGGAUCAAUUGGCUUGCUUAUUUUGACGCUACUUUUGGUUUAUUAGAAAAAUCUCUAAAUAAACAAGAUGACACUAUUUUGGAUAAAACCAGAUCCUUAAUGGCCGAAUUGCAGCAAUCCACACUCACAUCCUCUUUAUUGAAACGAGGUCCCUUUUUAGCAGAGUUGGAAUUCGAUUAUAGAAUUCAAAAGAAUCUAUCCAUUGAUGAAAAACUGAUAUUGGAUCACAUUAUACUUUAUUUUGAACGAUUUGGUUCCAAGAGUUGCUGUUUUGAAGAUCUACAAACAUAUAUCACCUUUUUGCGACAAGAUAAGGAUAAAGCCAAAUCAUUUAUCUCUGCCUUACGGGAAACUAUCAAGGAUACUACUGAAAAGCCUGGAAAGAUAAAAAAUGUAUACAAAAAAGUCAACAUUUACAAAAUGGAGCGAUUCUUGGGGUUGAUUCCGAGUGAUGAUCUGAAAUCAGGAUUGUCUUAUGUGACAGAACUAUGGGAAUUAUAUCAGGAUGCACUACCUUUAGGCGAAGGACUUGAAAAGACCGAAUAUCAAUAUGGUGAUGAUUUUGUUGUUCUGGCUUCCCAUACGUUAUAUGAUCUCUACUUGGAAUAUAAGAAACCAGAAUUACUCAUCCAAGCUACUACUUUAUUGGAAAUGGCCUUAGUAAAAAGUAUCUACAAUUUUCAAAUCAAAUUGGCUCUCGUUCGAUUGUAUAUCGUUCUUGGUGUGUCAUCUCGUGCUUUCGCUAUCUACAAGACUAUGGAUAUCAAGCAAAUUCAAUUCGACACUAUGCUUCAUUACUUUACUGAUCGUCUUAUUUCCCUUGGUUGUGUCAAUGAAUUAGAAUCUCAUCUUUAUGAUUCAAUGAUGAUUUACAAAAGCAAUGAUGUAGAGACCCCUGAUAUGCUGGUCCAGGCUUACAAAUUCGGAACCUUCUCAAAGAUUCAAGAAUUCAUUGAAUUUCGAUCAAGAUUAGAUAAUUCGUUACAACAUGCUAUUUCUAGAAUCGAAUUAUUACGUGUAGAUGCUUUGAACUCCUCCUUUCAAUCCAAAUAUGCAGUUCAACACUUUCAAGAAUUGGAUAUUCCAAUGUUGAAAUUAGAUGAUGAAUAUAUAGCAAGCAAGGCAGACAAUAGAGACUUCAAGGUGAUGAUGAAUUGUAAUCCAAAUGGUCAACUCUCUGCUCAAGAACUGAUCAAGCCAGCUAUAUCGACCAAUUCUACUUGGCUUCAUUUGUUUUCUAUCAUCAUGCAAGUUUUGGUUGCAGCGUGUGAUACAAAGGAGACAAAAGAUCUUCCUGGUCUUGUUCAGAAGUAUACGGAAUUUUUACAAGAAAAAGAGUGGAAGGAAAAGGUUACCAUUCAAGAAUAUUGGUUGGCGAAUUAUGUACACUAUCUCUCUUUGGCUUUGGUUUUAAUGAAGGAUCCUAACACUCGCUCUACAGAAUCCGAAAAAACGGCUGAUUAUCUUCAAAAAUCGUUGACUCUAUUGGAAGAACAAGUCAAUCAAUUGGCGGAACAAGAUUUAGUAGCUUCCUGGAAUGGUUUCCACAAUAUAUCCAUCAUACUAGAGGCAUUCAAUUAUGGAUCAGUAUUAUUAGAAAUCAUGAAUCGUACUAUUGGAUUAACAAACAAAGACGCAAAGCGCAAGGCAUCCGAAAAUGAAAAUGGUGAUAUUGUUGCAAACAAGGUGAUGAUGAAUCAUGCUGUGGCUAAAAAAUCAUUACUUCAACUUCAAAUAAAGUGCCGUCAAGGAAAAGAAGCUUUUAAGCCUGCAUUACAAAAGAAAUUGAUCAAGGACAUUACAACAUCAGAUAUUGGUUUAGUUCUAUUUGAAAACAAGGUGAAUCAAAACUCUUUACUCGAUACCAUCAAACAAGUUGUAUCAAGUUGGAAUCAUUCUAUUACUUAUAUUGGUGAUGAAGUAGACCGAAGAAUCCUUAAAUUACAAUAGCUUAAUGUUAGUAUUAGUAAUAGUUUAUAUAGAUCAUUUAUUGGUUUUUUUUUCAUGUCAAUAGAAUUACGGGGUUGUUCCAAAAGUAAAAAAAAAAAAUAGUUUACUAUGGUGAUAUAAAAUUUGUUAUUUAAGACUUUGAAAGGAUACUAUUACAGGAAGAAAAUAAAGAAAAAGACGGAGAAUGAAAGUAGAGGAUUUUAACUUUUUUAAACAAUAACAUCAAAAAAGUGAUCUGAUGAUGUGGGGAUGUUCCUGGAUUUGGGGAUCCUGAUUUACGCUCAGUGAUUUAAUAAAAAUCAUGAAUUAUUCAACUAGUAUUGUCUUUUAUAAUUGAUAAGAUCUAAAAAAGAAAGGGAAAAAAAAAGACAUAAUGGAAUGUGACACUAUGAUGUUACAACCUGGAUUGUUUAAAAAAAA
Messenger RNA from Halteromyces radiatus, 3159 nucleotides. Its product is annotated as N-acetyltransferase B complex non catalytic subunit-domain-containing protein. The transcript is spliced from 18 exons. Lineage: Eukaryota; Fungi; Mucoromycota; Mucoromycetes; Mucorales; Cunninghamellaceae. Gene Ontology annotation, molecular function: protein-N-terminal amino-acid acetyltransferase activity; protein binding. Gene Ontology annotation, biological process: N-terminal peptidyl-methionine acetylation. The record is from RefSeq and is a predicted model, not a curated record. Bases 37 to 2739 code for a protein of 900 amino acids. Gene Ontology annotation, cellular component: cytoplasm; NatB complex.